AUGCGUUGCCUUCCCAACCAGCCGUUGGGGUCGUUUCCCCACUUCGUUUCGCGUAGGACUGUAUCUGUGGCCAAGCUUCUUGGCGGUAUCAGGGGUAUUGUUGGCGGUCAAUUUUUUGUGCCCGAGAAAAAAGAGAUAGUGGUGGUGCCUAGUUCUUCGAAGGCGUCACCCUCACUAUUCGUUGGUUCACCCUUGGUUAAUCUCAGUUCCAGCUCUAUGUUUGGGGGCGUGCCAAGUUCACCUGGAGGUUCUUUUCAGCGCGAGAAGCCUUCCCUGAUCGACGAAAUAGGAACUCCGUCUCAUUCUCUAUCUUUCGAGGCCUACGCUUCGGGCUGGGCAAUUACUAUAGAUUCCUUACUGUCAAAAGACACUACCGCCCAGGAGUGGAGUAGAUGCACUCAUCCUCCAGUCACAAUGAGUUCGAUUGCGGGUUAA
Lactuca saligna is the source of this 435-nucleotide messenger RNA. The record is from the annotation of a GenBank genome assembly. NCBI's taxonomy places the organism in Eukaryota, Viridiplantae, Streptophyta, Magnoliopsida, Asterales, Asteraceae.